AUGAAAAACAUCAGGUUUCUCGGAGACGGCGGCGAUGGCUGUGGGUCGAAGCGCAAACAAGUGCGGCGAGCUUGCGAUUCAUGCCGAAGAGGGAAACGUCGAUGUCUCCAUGAUCCCGGUAACGAUGUCCUGGUACGGCAGGAAAAAGGCACGACCAAAAAAGCGACGGUUAUGGUGGACUUACUAGACAGCCGUGACAAUAUUCAUCCGGUACAUCACCAACCACAAGAAUCUCUGGAUCCUAGAGGGACACAUGAGCAAACCCAGCACUCUUCAUUGCCCAUAUCAACAUCGAGACCCACGGUUCCUUUCGCUGGCCCUUCAUCAGCGCACUCCCUUCUUCUCUCCGCUUGUAGAGACUCCAAUAUGGUGGCUCCCGGUAUAGACCUAGAUGCGGCACAUAGACUCCCAUACUCCCGCAUCCUACGUCCUUCUUUCCAGGAUAUGAGGGCACCCCCCUCCGAGAGAAGGCCGGGUGUAGGACCUGGAUACCUCCCCAUGGUAGUGAGAGCAGUCUUACCGUAUCUGGAAAUUGAAUGUCUUCAAAUGAUCCCCCCACGGCGGGAUCUCGAAGCACUCAUCCAGAUUUUCAGGGAAGAAAUCCACCCUAUCUUGCCUAUAGUAGACUUCGGCACGCAAGCGCUUACAGAGCCCGCGAACGGUGAUAACCCGGCAUCUAUCAUAAUGAGGCAGGCAAUCUGCUUAGCCGCUUGCAAGAAUGCAUCAGCCAGACAGUAUCUCAACCUCCCAGGGCAUGAGGACGGAGAUACCCUUGCCCAUACGCCCCGAUCUUUUGCCGACAUGCUUUUCGGUGCCCUGAAGAUCGCCCAAGAUAUUGGCCUCGUUAGCGAUAGGGUAGAACUCGUCCAGGUCCUUGCCCUAAUGGCCUUUCACUCAUAUGGUCCCGACGGCGAUGAUGAAGUUGCCCGAUUAUUCAAUCAGGCGGUACACUUCGCCUACUCUGCCGGUUUGCACUACCCCUCGUCACCAGAGAGCCCAGUCCCGGAAGCACGGCGUGUGGAGUUGCUUUACUCACUCCUCGCUCUUGAUAAGAUCAUUGCCAUGACCAGCGGCCGACCAACCAUAAUUCAUUAUAGCGAAAUAUGCUUACCAGCAUAUGAUGAUGCUAUAAUGGGUACCCUACCCCCCGGAUUCAAGUUGCUAUUAUUCUUAAGCAAGAUGCUCGACCAAGUCUUAGAUCUUUACCGAGCACAGCCGGCCGAGGAAAUGGCGAGAGAAAAAUGUGUAUGGGAGACGUCGUGGCCGGAAUUUGAGGAUUUGGCAAAGGACUGCAAGAUCCAAACUAUGGAACCUCCUCUCCAGGCCUGCUUGGAACUCCUCUACCACGUCAUUGGCGUCAUAUCCUACCGUCCUCCCCAAGCUCCGCCUCGCGGGCAACGUGCCGAAAGUACCUCUAAUAGCACAGUACUUCCCACCAUUCAAAGCGCGAAAGUGAGACAUAAAUACUGUGCUCAGAAAAUCUCAUUUCUCCUUGGCCUUGAUACGUCAAAACUCCCCUUCAUUCCAUAUGCGGCUUCUCUUUCCUUGACGGUAGCUCUCCGUAAUAUGAGCCAAGCUACGCUCGAGAGCACGAGGACGAUGGCGAAGGAUGACGUAGAAAGAAGCCUAAGGGUCCUUGAAGGAUUGACAGAGACGUAUUGGCAUGCGGAAUCGACGGGUACGAUCGGUCGUCAAAUAUUCUUAGGCCUCAUAUAG
Molecule: messenger RNA, 1716 nt
Organism: Annulohypoxylon maeteangense
Lineage: Eukaryota; Fungi; Ascomycota; Sordariomycetes; Xylariales; Hypoxylaceae
Exons: 1
Coding region: 1-1716 (571 amino acids)
Biological process (GO): DNA-templated transcription; regulation of DNA-templated transcription
Molecular function (GO): DNA-binding transcription factor activity, RNA polymerase II-specific; zinc ion binding; DNA binding
Source: RefSeq, a predicted model, not a curated record